CUGUGAUCUAGCUACAUUAAUGCACAAAAUUUGACUUUGAUAAGAAUGCAUCAGGGUUUUCCCGUGACUGUGACUACAGGUUUUGGUAACGGUUUAGUGUCGAUAUUACACUGUUACUUCUUUGGUACAUAUGGGGAACUACUUUUUCUAUUGGAUGUAAUAUCUCAGGUUCUGUAUGGGGGUAAAACAUUGGCAGUAUUUCUGCAGUGUAUGUGAGCAGUAAAAGUUUUGAUGGUAAUCAAUGUAUUUGAUACCAAAACGCGUUUGUACGUCAGUCAUCAAAAAUUUUAAAGCGGAUAUAUUAUUUCAUGAAUGUUAGCUACCGCCAUCCUUAUUAAAAGGAAGUUCCGACUUGUCGUAUGACAGUGUGUGUUGUUGAACAAGAGGAUUAAAGAAAGCCAGCAAAAUGAUGAAAGGUGCGCUUCCGAAGAAGGAGGGGAAGAUGAGAAUUAGAGCUUUCCCGAUGACUAUGGAUGAGAAGUUUGUUGAAAGCAUAUGGGCCUUGCUGAAGAAUGCCAUCCAGGAGAUUCAAAAGAAAAACAACUCUGGAUUGAGUUUUGAAGAAUUGUAUAGGAAUGCAUACACAAUGGUCCUUCACAAACAUGGAGAACGUUUGUACACUGGCCUUAAAGAAGUUGUGACACAACAUCUGGAAUCAAAGGUCAGGGAAGAUGUUCUCAAUGCAUUGCAUAAUAAUUUUCUCCAGACAUUGAAUCAAGCAUGGAAUGAUCAUCAGACAUCUAUGGUAAUGAUCAGAGACAUUCUGAUGUACAUGGACAGGGUUUAUGUCCAACAGAAUGAUGUUGAUAAUGUAUAUAAUCUUGGACUCAUCAUAUUUCGUGAUCAGGUUGUUCGAUAUGGUUGCAUAAGAGACCAUUUAAGAGAUACGUUGUUGGAUAUGGUAAUGCGAGAGAGGAGAGGAGAAGUAGUGGAUAGAAUUGCAAUUAAAAAUGCAUGUCAAAUGUUAAUGGUCCUGGGCAUAAAUAGCAGGUCGGUUUAUGAAGAAGACUUUGAAAGACCCUUUCUUCAGCAGUCUGCAGAAUUUUAUCGGUUGGAAAGCCAAAACUUCCUUGCAGAAAACAGUGCAUCUGUUUACAUUAAAAAGGUAGAAGCCCGUAUAAAUGAAGAAGCAGAAAGAGCAAAACACUAUCUUGAUGAGUCCACAGAAACCAGGAUUGUAGAAGUCGUUGAAGAAGAACUGAUAAAGAAACACAUGAAGACGAUUGUAGAAAUGGAGAAUUCCGGUGUUGUCCAUAUGUUGAAAAACCAGAAGACAGAAGAUUUAGCAUGUAUGUAUAAACUCUUUAACAGAGUAACUGAUGGCCUGAAAACAAUGGCUGAUUGUGUAAGCCAGUACCUCAGAGAGCAAGGCAAAGCUUUAGUGCAAGAAGAAGAAGGUGGAACAAAUGCCAUUAACUUUGUGCAGAACUUACUUGACCUGAAGGACAGGUUUGAUCAUUUCCUUCACAAUUCAUUUAAUAAUGAUAAAAUAUUUAAGCAGAUGAUUGCGUCAGACUUCGAACAUUUUCUCAAUUUAAAUCCAAAGUCACCAGAAUAUUUAUCAUUAUUUAUUGAUGACAAACUAAAGAAGGGAGUAAAAGGGAUGACUGAACAGGAAAUUGAGAUGGUACUUGACAAGACUAUGGUCCUUUUUAGGUUUUUACAAGAGAAAGAUGUGUUUGAAAGAUAUUAUAAGCAACAUUUAGCCAAAAGAUUAUUGCUUAAUAAAUCAGUUAGUGAUGAUAGUGAGAAAAACAUGAUCUCGAAGUUAAAGACUGAGUGCGGGUGUCAGUUUACAUCAAAACUGGAAGGAAUGUUCAAAGAUAUGACUGUAUCAAACACAAUUAUGGAAGAAUUCAAGGACCAUGUCAUGACAUCAGGGACAAAUCUUCAUGGUGUAGACAUGAGUGUGCGGGUUCUUACCACUGGAUUUUGGCCAACACAAAGUGCGACUCCAAAAUGCAGUAUUCCAGCAGCUCCCCGCAAUGCUUUUGAAGCUUUUAGAAGGUUUUACCUAGCCAAGCAUAGUGGGCGACAACUUACUUUGCAGCCACAACUUGGAUCUUCUGAUCUCAAUGCAGUAUUUUAUGGGCCUCGAAAAGAAGAGACAGAUAGUAAGGAUGGUGCAAGUUCUUCAUCAAGUUUACUAUCUGUUGCAUCUCAAAGAAGUUGUGGGCCCAGAAAACACAUAAUCCAGGUGUCUACAUAUCAGAUGUGUGUGUUGAUGCUCUUCAACAACAGAGAAAAAUUAACUUAUGAGGAAAUCCAAAGUGAAACAGACAUACCUGAAAGAGAUUUGAUCCGUGCCUUGCAAUCCUUGGCUAUGGGAAAGGCAACGCAGCGAGUUUUAAUUAAAAACCCAAAAACCAAGGACAUUGAGCCAAAUCAUUUGUUUUAUGUAAAUGAUUCCUUUACUUCAAAACUCCACAGGGUAAAGAUUCAGACAGUUGCAGCAAAGGGAGAGUCUGAGCCAGAGAGACGAGAAACACGUAAUAAAGUUGAUGAAGACAGGAAACAUGAAAUUGAAGCAGCUAUUGUACGAAUUAUGAAAGCGCGCAAGAGAAUGACUCACAACGUCCUUGUAACAGAGGUAACGGAACAGUUGAAAAGUCGAUUUCUUCCAUCACCUGUUAUAAUCAAGAAGAGGAUAGAAGGAUUAAUUGAGAGGGAGUACUUAGCAAGAACACCAGAGGAUAGGAAAAUUUACACAUAUGUUGCUUGAGCAAGAUACCUGUUAACAAGAUGCCUUUAAACAGCAUUUGUCUUCACAUCUUCGAAGAUGUGUGGAUCACGGAUGACAAGAUGCAUUGAAGCUAGAUGAAGCAUGUUUGCCUGUGAUAACGAAUCUGGAAAAGCUGUCGUGAUGAGCUCAAAUAUUCCUUGAAGACCGGUGUAAAAUGUUUAUUGUUUUCAAUUUGCAUACCCAAAAUUAAAUUAUUUGUGAUGAAAAAAUUUUCAAAGUUUCUCUACAUCUAAUAAGAGUUAUUCAUUUUCAUUUACACGUAGUUCUGUAAAAAGUGAGUUAUCACCAUGAUCAGCAUUACAGUCGACAACUGCUUCUGGCUGUGCACACUUACACAUUUCUAUGCUACCAGCAGUGACCUCCUGACUGUGAUAAAAUGUUCAGACGUUGUUGGACGACAAGAACGAUUGUUGUUAAGACUAGUAUGUGCGCUUCAAGUAACAUAAGACAUUGUGUAACAGAUACUCAGAAGAGUGAUGAGUUUUACGUACAUCGACUGUUUGUGACAGUUUGUGGUAUUUGAACUUCUCAGGAUCUAUAAUGAAGCUGUAGCUUCCUGUGUCAUGAUUGUGUUUGUAAUUACAUCUUUGACUGUGAUACAGUUAACUUCAAAUUGAGGAAACUGUAGGGUGUGGUAAGACAUUGGGCACCCUCUCAUGUCAGAUUUUGUGAAAGACUUCGUGCCAGAGUGGAAGCAAGUGCCACAUGUGCAGUGAUAACAGUACUGUACACCUUAAAAGUCAGUAUGCCAGCUUUAACCGUGUUUUGGCUUUUUAGAGUUUCCUGAGAACAAUUGUACUUUCUGAUAAUAUCAGGAACUGUUAGUUUAUUUCAGUGCUUUUCUUGUGUUUUAAUAUAUGGACCCACAAGGUAGGGCAUACACCAUCAUAAUUCAAACAUUGUUAAAGAAAAGAAUUCUUCCCAUUUCUUGUUUGUACUUGAAAAUGCAUCUUAAAUUGUGUUGCAUAAUCAGUUUUUAUGGAAUGAAAUCCUAUUAACAAAAGGGAUUUAGUCAUUGAUAUUGUGGCAUUCUUUGAAGUGAAAUUGUUUGAUUGUAUUUUAUGACUUGUAAAUAAAUUUCAGAAGUUUCAAAGGAGUAGACUCAGUUAUUUGUCAAAUAAAUAAUAAAAAGAAAAAGAUGUUUCAAAAUAAAUCAGUAUUUCUGGCCAACGUGAAAAUACGUUUAAAAAAGUCAGAAUAUGGUUUUUGUUCAGACACUUUUUAAAAUUUUAAAGUCCUUAUUAAUAUUAUUAUUUACUGCAGUUAUUAUUUUAUUACUAUCGUUAUUCAGUUGUACAUCUUUGUAUAUAUAUAUGUAUGAGAUUUCUCUUAUAGCAACUCUUGAAUGUAAAUUUUCUUUUAUUGCAGAAUUUUGUUAUAUUGAACUAAGAGUGUUACGUCCUUUCGAGAAAUGGUGACUGUAGUAGGCUAAAUAUUUUUAUAAUAUUUAUGAAUGCAAAUUAUGGAACUGUACGGAUGCACACAUGAUCAUAUAAUUAGAGCUUAUUAGCUCAUCAGUUGCUACACUUCCGUUAAUUACAUUGCAUUGUAAUGCUUUGAGAAAUGGAUUAUUAGUUGAAAACAUCACUUGAUUUUACUUUUUUUUCGUAAAUGUUAUUUGUAUCCAGAAUUUUGUAAAGAGUUAAAGAUUGUGAAUUUUGUAACAAAAUCUCUUUUAUGUCUUACUGCAGGUUUUUCCAAAAUUUACUUCUUGUGUACAUUGAAAAAAAAUGUCUGAAAAGGUUAGUAGAUAUGAUAACUGAUGGGAAAAGGGGCAGUGAUUUAUUUUUGAUCUGCUUUAGAUGAACCUCAUAAUCCUCCCUUGUUCUUGAGGCACUAGCCUGAGAUACCAUUAAGUACACAAUGCUGUCCUCCUCUGUUUCCUAUGAAUGUCUUUGUGAGUGUGUCAAAGAAUUAACCCCAUUCUGUCUCACCCUCUCCCCCCAGCUGUUUGCUUCUGUGCCCAUACACUCAGUAAAUUACCACACACUAAAUAAAACUUGAAAUUAUUUUCUCUGGCUUAGUGUUGCUUGGUAAUAUGAAUUUUAGUUUCAUGGUCUCAGUUACUCUUUUUCAAGUUACUGUUAAGUUUUUCCACUUGUUCUUGUUCCACAGUGCAUUGAUAAUCCUGUAAAAAUAUAACUUCUGUUUGCAUUGUUUACAAGUGUAAGUUCACAUAACGAAUAAUUUACUUAUGAAUAAUGCAGAUAGAUGCUACUCUAAAAUUAAUUGGCAUUACCACUAAUUCUAUACAGUAUCCUUCUCAUAUAUAUUGUAGCACAAUUUUUACUUUUCAGUGGAAAUUACUUGUUAUAAUGUUUUGAAGGCCAAAGUUUGCAUCUUUAUUUGCUGGAAACUAUUUGUAUUUAUUUGAGUUCGUGUUUUAGUUAAGUAGUAUUCUCAGCACGAUACGCCUUUGAUUACAGUUAUUGAAACCUCAUCGUCAUGACCUUUCGAUUAUUAUAGAUGCUCACCAGACUUUUCAAUAUACAGGUCAUUUACACAGAAAUGGGCAUAAUUUAAAUAGCAGUUGAAUAAUACACCUCUUGUUGUGAACUCCUGACUUAGUGAAGGUGGAGUGUAGGUACCUACACAUAUUUUUUAAAGAAGCCCAUACUGUAUGUAUAUAAUAAAAAAUACUUCUUACAUGUUUUGUAAAAAACUGUUUUUCCCCUAACUGAAAUACUCCUAUGUUAUAAAGUAUUAAGUUUAUCUUGGCGAAGCUCUUGUGUACAUUUUUAGUGUUAUUAAAUUAUUGAAUCUGGUGCCAAAGUUCUCAAAAAUUGGUAUAAGAAUUAACUUUUUGAUAGAUACAUGUUAGCAAUGAAAUUGAGCUAGAGCUCAUAAGCAUUAUGAAAUCAGAAUUCAGUUAUACACAUGAACGCUAAAAAAAAUAAGUGAAGGGUUUUCAAGUGUAGUUGAUUUUGCAGUGCUAGACUGCAGGUUAAUUGUAAUCCAUGUGAGAUUAUGGUUGUUUUCCUCUGUACAUUUUUAGUUAACAGGUUGGGAUUUAAUUUAUAAAUCCAUAUCAGAUGUACUAAGUAUUUCCAAAUUGCUUUUACUCACUUCAAAGGGUUGUAAAAAUCGAGUAGCUGUCAUUUUUAACAGGAACUUGCAUCCAGAGAAAAGACUUUUUCCAUACUAUUUUCAUACUACAGGGAUGAACAUGUACCACAACACACGAUCUAGUCUCAUCAAUGUGAUCAAUGCCUAUGUUUGAAGGCAACAUGCAGUAACCAUUCAGAUGGCAGGUGGCAUUACUAGCAAUGGAAGGUAUACAAAGUGUGUCAGGGGGGACACAGAAAGCAGUGCAGUCAUUGUUGUAGUGUGGAAAUGGAGUGAUUGGGAGUAAUUCAUCUGACGUCCAAAAGGGCAUGAUCAUUGGCUUUCGGGCAAAGGCUGGAAGCAUUUUUCAAAACAGCUAAGUUUGUAAAAUCUUUACAUGUGGUUGUGAUUUAAGUAUACCAUGCAUAGUAAAAUGGCACUAUCCAAACCGGCACUGAGGCAACUGGUGCACUACGGGAAAUAGGUGACACGGGUGAACAACAGCUCUGGAGCGGUGUGUUGGCAAAUAGAAAUGCAUCUGUUGAGCAACUUAUCACCCAGAUGAAUCAAGGGGCUACCAGUGAUCGUUGCUGGGUGUGGGCCUCUGCAGCAGGCAUCUGGUUCAUGACACUAACUGCUAUUCAUAUGUGAAGAAGGCUUGAAUUUGCACGCCAAUACUGCAGCUGGAUGACCAAUGUGUAGCAGCAGGUGGCCUUCACAGAUGAAUCACAUUUUAUGCUUCAUCAGACAUGGCUGUGAUGUGUACAAGAUGAAACAUCUUAAAGCAAACAACCUGCAACAUCGUUACAAGGGUCAAAUCCAGAGGAAGCAGCAUUAUGGCCUGUAGAAUGUUUUCCGUGACAUUGUGUAGGUGAUAUUGUUAUUCUGGAAGCACAGUGGCACAAUCAUAUCUAUUAGCAGGGCAACACAAUGUGUCGCACGGCUUACAGUGUAUGUGCGUGAUUAGAAGAGCACCAGAAUGAGUUUACUGUACUCCCCUGGCCACCAAACACCCCAGCUUUAAACCCAAUUGAGAAUCUGUCAGACCACUUUGAUCAAGCUGUAUGUGCCAUGGAUCCUCAACCGAGAAACCUAUUGCUGAUGGCCACAGCACUGGAGUCAGCAUGGCCCCAAAUCCCUAUUGGUACCUUUCAGAACCUCACUGGUUCUCUUCUUGCAUGUGUCUCAGCAGUCUGCAUUAUUCAGGUUUUGACAGAUGGUCACAUGAAUAUGAUGGGAGAAUGUAUAUUCUCCUAUGUAUGCUGGUUGAAGGAGCAGUUGUAAUUGACUGCAGCAAUUGGUACAUUUGUAGCUACCUAACAUAUAUGGUAACAAUGCCCGAUGCUGAGAUAAACAAACUGGUGGUGCAUUGCUUACAGACACUGUAUGGAAUUCAGGAGUAGGGGUAUUGGAUUCACCAUCCAACAAUUCAAAUUUAGAUUUUCUGUAGUUUCUUUAAAACACUUUUAGAACAUUUCCUUUGAAGGUCACACAGUUUUCUAACCCAUCUUUUUUUGUUUUGAGUAUGAGUUCAGUCUCCAACAAUUUCGUUGGACUAACCAUAACUGCUUCUUCACUUACUAAGUUACAAAUGAAACACAAUAUUCUAGUGUCACUUUGUACCCUGGAUGUAUUUUCUUCCUCAGAUGGUCAUCUUGUUUCAUUAUUAAAAAAGUGUUUUUCUUUU
Schistocerca cancellata (South American locust) is the source of this 7475-nucleotide messenger RNA. It is a transcript of the gene Cul3, whose product is annotated as cullin-3. Gene Ontology annotation, biological process: protein ubiquitination; ubiquitin-dependent protein catabolic process. The transcript is spliced from 16 exons. Lineage: Eukaryota; Metazoa; Arthropoda; Insecta; Orthoptera; Acrididae. Gene Ontology annotation, cellular component: Cul3-RING ubiquitin ligase complex. The record is from RefSeq and is a predicted model, not a curated record. Gene Ontology annotation, molecular function: ubiquitin protein ligase binding. Bases 407 to 2722 code for a protein of 771 amino acids.